Molecule: messenger RNA, 1160 nt
Organism: Oryzias melastigma (Indian medaka)
Lineage: Eukaryota; Metazoa; Chordata; Actinopteri; Beloniformes; Adrianichthyidae
Gene: tmem208
Product: transmembrane protein 208
Exons: 6
Coding region: 189-710 (173 amino acids)
Biological process (GO): vacuolar protein processing
Cellular component (GO): intracellular membrane-bounded organelle
Source: RefSeq, a predicted model, not a curated record
GUUGGCAGCGCAGCAGGGUGAUGACGACAUAUUCGUGGGCCGGAACAGGAGAGCUUCUGAAUGCUGAUGUGUUUGAAGAAAUGUCGGCGUUCAGAUAGAUGUUUGUUUUUUGAUGGUGAAACGUGACAAGCUGUGGAAACGGUGGGAAUUCAGAAGACGCUGCGGAAGAGAUUAACAGCAGAGAGAGGAUGGCGCCUAAAGGUAAAGUUGGCACAAAGGGAAAGAAGCAGAUCUAUGAGGAGAACAAUGCAACACUCAAGUUUUACACAAGGGUCAUCCUUGGAGCCAAUGUGAUAUACAUUACUGUCAAUUUCCUGGUUUUCUACAGUUCAUCUUCAUUCUGGACAGGGCUUUUGCUGUUGUUUGCGCUUGCUAUUUACAUCGGGAGUUACCGCUCCAUGUCAGCCAUGGCCAAACCAGUGUUUGCUGAAGAUGGAAGUCUGCUGGAUGGAGGAAUAGACCUAAAUAUGGAGCAAGGGAUGGCAGAGCACCUCAAAGAUGUCAUUCUGCUCACCGCCAUAGUGCAAGUUCUCAGCACAAUCUCCUUUUACUUCUGGUAUCUUUGGUUGCUGGCCCCAGCUCGGGCCCUCCACCUGCUGUGGGUGAACUUCCUGGGUCCCUGGUUUAUGGCAGAAAAUCCGUCCGCCCCGGAGGAGGUGAAUGAGAAGAAGCAGAGAAGACAGGAGCGCAGACAGGCGAAGAAAUUCUGAUGCUGCACAGCCCACGGAGCAGUAUUUUUUAUAUGCAGAAUCUAGCACACAGAAGAAGAGCUCAUAAGUUAUUCAGGAGAAAAAACACUUCUUGGAAAUGAGAUGCUAUGUUUUCUUUGUUUUUCUUUCUACUCUCUUCUGUAAUUCAAUUCUCCCUGUGAAUUAUAAAAUUAAAUGUUUCCCAAUUUGAGGAUGUUAGCGUCCAAAUACCAUUUUGUCUUCAUGAAAAGUAUUUUAAGCUUUGAUUUCAUCAUUGCUGCCCCAAUAGACUUUUGUGAUUACACACAAAACCUUUUCACAUUGACUUUUCUUUUACCUUUACCUCCUUUAAAAGUGACUUCUUACUCAAGUCCAGAGACUUUCUCAUCUGCUUAGUCCUAUAAAAACUUUUCAAUAUCAAGUUUUAAUAGGAAAAUGGGAACAAUUUUGCAAUAAAAUCAUCUUUCUUCA